Messenger RNA from Argiope bruennichi, 1413 nucleotides. RefSeq names its product isocitrate dehydrogenase [NAD] subunit gamma, mitochondrial-like. Gene Ontology annotation, molecular function: NAD binding; magnesium ion binding; oxidoreductase activity, acting on the CH-OH group of donors, NAD or NADP as acceptor. NCBI's taxonomy places the organism in Eukaryota, Metazoa, Arthropoda, Arachnida, Araneae, Araneidae. Bases 112 to 1323 code for a protein of 403 amino acids. Gene Ontology annotation, cellular component: mitochondrion. The transcript has 13 exons. The record is from RefSeq and is a predicted model, not a curated record. Gene Ontology annotation, biological process: tricarboxylic acid cycle; isocitrate metabolic process.
CCAUGCGUUUUUUUAUUUAUUUCAAACAAAAUACAGUAACAGAAGAUUUUUUUCCUGUAUGAAGGUUAAGUGAUUGAGAAGUUGGAUCAAGGAAUUUCCUAAACAAAUAAAAUGCUUAUAACAAGAUUUUCUCCUUCUGCUUUAUUUAUUAAAGGCAAACAGAUAUGCCCUUUAUUCUUUGCAACUAAAAAAUCUCAUCAAUUUUCAAUUGAGGGAGUUAGGACUGUCACUAGAUCUACACAAUUUUCAAUUGAUGGAGUUAGGACUGUCACUCGAUCUACAGUUGACCAAUUCAAAGCAAAAUAUGGAGGUCGUUUUAUGGUGACCAUGCUACCUGGUGAUGGCAUUGGCCCCGAAAUGAUGGGCCAUGUGAAAGAGAUUUUCCGCUUAGGAGGAGUGCCAGUGGAUUUUGAAGAAGUACAUUUGGAUUCAACCGUCCAAAAUGUUGAUAAUGUAGAAGAAGCGAUUAUAUCAAUUAGGCGGAAUGGUGUUGCCAUUAAAGGUAAUAUUGAAACACGAUCAAAUAAUCCUCUCUUCAGAUCCAGAAAUGUAAUUCUCAGGUUGGAACUAGACCUUUUUGUGAAUCUUUUGCAUUGCAAGAGUCAACCUGGUAUCAAAACCAGACAUAAUAAUAUUGAUAUUAUUCUAAUCAGGCAAAACACAGAAGGAGAAUACAGUUGCUUAGAACAUGAAAGUGUGUCCGGUGUUGUUGAAAGUCUUAAAAUUAUAACUAGAGAGAAAUCUGAAGAAAUUGCCCGCUUUGCCUUUGAUUAUGCAGUAAGAAACAACAGAAAAAAAGUGACUGCUGUACAUAAAGCUAACAUAAUGAAAUUAGCUGAUGGUCUGUUUCUAAAUACAUGUGCAGAAAUUGCUCAAGAAUACCCUCAGAUAGAAUUUGACAACAUGAUCAUUGAUAAUUGUAGUAUGCAGCUUGUCUCAAAUCCUCACCAGUUUGAUGUUUUACUUCUUCCCAACUUGUAUGGAAAUAUUUUAAAUAACAUUGCUUGUGGCUUGGUGGGCGGUCCAGGAAUAAUAUCUGGGCAGAACUUUGGUAAUGAAUAUGCUGUGUUUGAGACUGGAUCAAGAAAUACUGGUAAAGGUAUUGCUGGUAAGAACAUAGCUAAUCCUGUUGCAAUGCUAAAUGCUAGUGUGGAUCUUUUACAGUACUUAGGGCUUUAUAAGCAUGCAAAAAUUAUUGGUGAUGCAAUUUACCAAACUGUCAAUGUGGACAAGAUUCAUACUCCAGACCUGGGAGGUACAGCAAAAACAACAGAUGUUGUUCAGAAUGUUCUUCAAAUUGUGCAAGAUAAAACUAGAAUGUAAAGUCCUUAUGUAUAGUUACAAUCUUUAUGUUUGAAAAAAAAAUGAAAAUAUUUAUGUAGUCAUUGCAUUAAAAUCUGUGUUUUUAAUUUA